Messenger RNA from Monopterus albus (swamp eel), 920 nucleotides. RefSeq names its product small nuclear ribonucleoprotein polypeptides B and B1 (gene snrpb). Gene Ontology annotation, molecular function: RNA binding. The record is from RefSeq and is a predicted model, not a curated record. The transcript is spliced from 7 exons. NCBI's taxonomy places the organism in Eukaryota, Metazoa, Chordata, Actinopteri, Synbranchiformes, Synbranchidae. Gene Ontology annotation, cellular component: nuclear speck. Bases 147 to 869 code for a protein of 240 amino acids.
UUAAUUCCGCUGCCGCACGCCGUCCAUUCUACGUCACUUCCUGUGAAUCUUUGAUAAAGGAGAGCCUGGCGGGACUUCCGUGGCUCAAUUUUUUUUUGGUUUUGUUUGGUGAAUCCGACGGUGAUCGGAACCAUCGGAACGGAGACAUGACGGUGGGUAAGAGUAGUAAGAUGCUGCAGCACAUUGACUUCAGGAUGAGGUGCAUCCUGCAGGACGGGCGGAUUUUCAUUGGCACCUUCAAAGCCUUUGACAAACACAUGAACCUGAUCCUCUGCGACUGCGACGAGUUCAGGAAAAUCAAGCCAAAGAACUCAAAGCAGCCGGAGCGUGAGGAGAAGAGGGUUCUGGGUCUGGUUCUGCUCAGGGGGGAGAACCUGGUCUCUAUGACAGUGGAGGGUCCCCCCCCUAAAGAUACCGGUAUAGCCCGGGUCCCGUUGGCGGGUGUGGCCGGAGGUCCAGGUGUAGGUCGGGCUGCGGGUCGUGGGGUUCCAGCAGGAGCACAGAUGCCUCAGGCUCCUGCUGGACUUGCUGGACCUGUCAGAGGAGUGGGUGGCCCUUCACAGCAGGUGAUGACCCCGCAGGGCAGAGGGACAGUUGCUGCAGCAGCAGCAGGUGCAAGCAUCGCCGGAGCCCCUACACAGUAUCCACCUGGCCGAGGAGCCCCACCCCCUAUGGGUAGAGGAGCCCCGCCUCCAGGUAUGAUGGGUCCACCCCCUGGCAUGCGGCCUCCAAUGGGUCCUCCGAUGGGGAUGCCUCCUGGUCCGGGUCGAGGAGCGCCUAUGGGGAUCCCCCCUCCAGGCAUGAGGCCUCCACCCCCUGGCAUGAGAGGGCCACCCCCUCCAGGGAUGAGACCGCCCCCCCGGCCUUGAAGUAGCUCUGCCUCCUCACAUUUGCCUGUUGUACAGUUUUUUUUUUUUUUU